AUGAGUUUUAGAAGUAGAAAAAGUGGUUUGCGCAGUGUUGGACACUGGUGGGUUAUGAUGAGUAGCAAUGAAGAUGUAAAUGCCAUGACUUGGGAGAGAUUUAAAGAGUUAUUCUGUAAUAAAUAUUUUACAGCUCCAGUUCGAGCUGUGAAGAUGAACAAAUUUAUACAGCUAAGACAAGGUGGGAUGACAGGGCUAAGACCAGAACUUUAUAGAGAUGUAAGCAUGGAUAGAAUUCAAGGUAUCUCAUAUUUUCAAAUUGCAGAGAAGGCAUUAGUUGCAGAACAAGGACAGAGUCAGAAGUCUAAGUUUCAGUCGAGACAAGGACAACAACAGUGGGAUCAGGGCAAACGUCCAAAAAUAGAUCAAGAAAAAGCCUCAACAGCCCAACUAGCUUGCCCUAAAUGUGGUGGACAACAUACUGGAGGAUGUCCUACAGAGACUAGGACAUAUUAUGUUUGUGAAAAGGUGGGACAUUUUGCUAGAGCAUGCCUAGGUAAUCCAAACCCCAUGGAGCAAAAGAAGGUACUAGUUAGGGUGUUUACUAUUACAAGAUUAGAUGUCGACACAAAUCCAUCCGUGGUAAUAGGUAAUUUCUCUAUCUUUGGCAUCCCAACACUUGUACUAUUUGAUUCUGGAGCUACACAUUCAUUUGUGUCCACUGAGUAUGUGAGGAGGUUGGGUAGGACACCUAAUGUACAAGAGAUCAAUUACAGUGUGAUUGUUCCAUCUGGAGAUGUACAACAAACCAAUUUGAUUUUAAGAGCCUGUGUGAUUCUUAUAGAAAAUCAAUAA
Molecule: messenger RNA, 795 nt
Organism: Olea europaea var. sylvestris
Lineage: Eukaryota; Viridiplantae; Streptophyta; Magnoliopsida; Lamiales; Oleaceae
Exons: 3
Coding region: 1-795 (264 amino acids)
Biological process (GO): proteolysis
Molecular function (GO): aspartic-type endopeptidase activity
Source: RefSeq, a predicted model, not a curated record